CGGAGCAUUAGUUACGGGAAGCGCUUGCGCGGAGAAGGGUAGAGGGGGCGAGAUCGGAGGCUAUCAACUGCGCCUGCGCCGGCUGUCCAGGUGGGUCCGCGCCUGGUUACCUGGAGCGCGGAGGCUACAGGAGGCAGGGUAAACUUUCCAAGGGACUGCUAAAAAGAAAUCACUUAUGUCUUUUCUUUAAGACCGCCUUGGCAACCAUGGGUGAAUACAGUAGGUUUAUAGAUUGGGACAAGAUGGAUGCUACCAUCCAGGCUGAUGAUGAAAAGGAACUGACCAGCACCGAAUUUCACACCGAAAUGCUGAAACAACUGGCUCGCCAAGGUUACUGGGCCAAGAGCCACUCUUUAAGAGCCAAAGUAUAUGAUAAAUUGAUCAGCUCUAUCCCUUGUCGCACGGUGACACCAGAUGCCCACGUCUACCGAGACAUUGUGGGGAAAAUCCUUGGCAAGCGAAACAGCAACACCCUUCCCCUUCCGGAAUUCGUAGAUAAUAGCCUGGUUCCCACGUACUGCCUGAACGCUGAAGGCAUCGGGGCCGUCAGGAAAAUCAUCUCCUGCAUUGGAAGCCAAUUCCCAGACAUCUCAUUCUGCCCGGCCCUGCCUUCUGUAGUGGCCCUCCUCCUUCACUACAGCAGGGACGAAGCCGAGUGCUUUGAGAAAGUUUGCCGUAUCCUGGCCUGCAAUGACCCGUCCAAGCGCUUCAUCGAUCAGACCUUCUUGGCUUUUGAGUCGUCUUGCAUGACCUUCGGGGACCUGGCUAAUAAGUACUGCCAGGCAGCUCAUAAACUUAUCGUGGCCAUCUCGGAAGAUGUGCUAGAAGUCUACUCGGAUUGGUACCGGUGGCUCUUCGGGGAACUGCCCUUCGUAUACUUCGCCCGGGUCUUCGACGUCUUCCUGGUAGAAGGUUACAAGGUGCUCUACCGGGUUGUCUUGGCUGUCCUCAAAUUCUUUCACAAAUUCAGAGUCGGGCAGACCCGGGAGUCGGAAAACGUUCAGCAGGACAUCCGAGUGUUCGUGAGAGACAUCGCAAAGUGGGUCUCCCCGGAGAAGCUGCUGGAGAAAGCCUUUGCAAUCCGUCUCUUCUCGCGGAAAGAGAUUCGGCUUCUUCAAAUGGCCAACGAGAAGGCCCUGCAGCAGAAAGGCAUAACGGUGAAGCAGAAAAGUAGUGCAUCCCCCAAAAGGCGGAAUAUCCACCUGGCUGUUCACGCUGAGAACUUCAAGUCUGAAAUUGUCGAUGUGAAGAAGAUGAGAGACAUCUGGUCAUGGAUUCCCGAGCGCUUUGCCCUUUGUCAACCUCUACUUCUGUUUACCACCUCAGAGCAUGGCUUCAGCCUAAACAGCUUUUACCCACAUUGUGAGGGACAUGAACCGACUCUCCUUUUGAUUAAAACGACUAUGCAAGAGGUCUGUGGGGCUUAUUUGUCGACCGACUGGCAUGAACGCAAACGAGGAGGAGGCAAGCUAAGUUUCUUUGGGACAGGAGAAUGUUUUGUAUUCAGGCUGGUGCCCGAAGUGGAACGAUACGAGUGGGUUAUAAUCAAACACCCAGAACUCGUUAUGACCGGCUCUGAACAAGAAAACAAUUCUUCAGUCGUUUCUGACUCCCCUUCUUCAACCAAUCUCCCCCCGGAUCCUUCCAGUCGCCUUUCCCCUUUCCUUUCGACCCGGCAUUUCAACCUGCCUUCCAAAGCAGCGUCCAUGUUUAUGGCUGGUAGCACUGAAUGCAUCAUCGUAGGUGGUGGCGAUGGCCAAGCCCUCUAUCUUGACGCAGACUUGAAUCACGGAAGGACGGGUCACUGCAAUACUUUCAACAAUCAACCGUUGUGCUCUGAAAAUUUUCAGAUAGCUAUCAUGGAGGUUUGGGGGUUCAAGGACACUAUGAACAGCUGAGAAGGUUGCCCUCUUUCAACAUUAGCUAGCCCAUGAAGUAUUUCUCAAGUUUCCGUGCCCAUUUCCAGUUUCCAGGAACCAAGCUAUCCUCUGAAGCCCCUCAAAAAUUAAGCUCCUUUGUACUUUGUAAAAAGCUAAAAAUUGGAAGCUCUCGGCUAAAUCUGGGGCCUAGUUGUUUAGUCGCCGUGUUUUUGUACGUGAUUCCGUGUAGUCUAAAUGAUUAGCCUCUUUCUGCUGUGUUGGGUUCGAAGCACACCCUGAUAUUUUUGGUGGGAAGGGGGGAUUUUAACACACACACCCCUCAGUUGAUCCAUAACUCUUAUCAGCAUUGUCAUCACUUGAGACAUUCAAGUGUGGGGAUUUUUUUUUUCUGAUCUUGACAGAUGUGGAUGAGCCACUGAUUCAGGGGUGAAAUGCUACCGGUUCGCACUGAUUCAGGUGACUGGUAGUAAUAAAAGUUACCAGUUCAGGCAAACCGGUAAUAAAAAAAGCUACCGGUUCGGGUGAGCCAGUAGUUUAAAAAGCUACCAGUUCAGGUGAAUCGGUAGUUAAAAAAGCUACCAGUUCUCCCGAACCUGUAGUAAAAAAAGCUACCGGUUCAGGCGAACUGGUAUUUCCGACGAUCAGCUGUGCCGCGCGAUUUAUUCUGUUUUCUAGGAAAUUAAAAUCGCGCGGCAUAGCUGUUCCCCCCCCUCGCUGUUCCCCUCUACUUCCCUUCUUAAGCCUCCUUUUUCCACACGCAGCAUGCAUUUGGCGUGCACUGCGCAUGAACCCACAGCGCGGGCAGCGAACCGGUGGCAAACCACGGAGGAUUUCACCACUGCACUGAUUCAACCCAGCAAGUCUCGUUCCUUAUAGAUAUGAGCUUCCAUCCAAAGUGGACUGUAUAUAAUCAAUGGAUUAUGAUACUGAUUUCUUUCACUUUUCCCUCAUUCUCACCCUCUGUGUAUUACACCCUACUAGGAAUUCCCUGAUCCUCACAGAGCUACAGUAGACGGAGAGAUUUUAUUGCAUAGCACACAAGCCACCUUCAGAUCCAACCCAUUAUUUUCAGGGACUUACUCCCUUAAAUCUAUUUAACCCCUGCUUUUUGUGUGUGUGUGUGUAAAUGUAAGUCUGUUGUACCUGGUUGCUGUCCCGGCUGUUUACUGGGGAAAUACGUGGGGUGAAAAACCUUUCUGAAGUCCUAAUUUUCAUUCUGCAGUGACACGCUGAUCUGUAGAUGUUAAGGGGAACCCCCAACCCUCCUCAUAUUUUUCUGUUUACAUUCCUGGUACCGCAUAUCAGUAAUAUACUUAUUUUAGAUAAUAGCUUCAUGCCACUGAAGUCCAAUGCAAUAUACAUUGCGCACAGAAAUAACCCCACCAGCCUUGGUCCAGAGCUAUGACUUGAUCUUUCUCUAGAGCAGGGGUUUCCAACCUUGGCAACUUUAAGCCUGGAGGACUUCAACUCCCAGAAUUCCCCAGCCAGCUUUGCUGCUCUACAGGACUCUAACUAACUGGCAGUUAUGGGUAAUGAGUGGGAGAUAAGGGAGUCAUUCAAGGUGGGCUGGGCUCAGAUCUCUUGCGGGUGUGCGGCAGGAUCUCAUGACUUACGACGCGUUUGACCCCUCCCUCAGGCUCAGCCUGGUCAUCUCCUACAUGGAAUCUUCUUGAGGCUCCAGCUCUCCAGCAACCCAUGCUAGCUGGGGAAUUCUGGGAGUUGAAGUCCUCCAGGCUUAAAGUUGCCAAGGUUGGAGACCCCUGCUCUAGAGUAUCCUUCUGCAUUUGUGCUUAGAGAAACAGUAUUUCCAAAGCAGUGUUAGGUUGAUUGGUAUACAAACCAGCCGUUUCUCUUAAUUUCUCCAUUAAUUAGGACUGGUUGAGUUAUCCAGGCCUGCAAUUUUUUUCAGUAACAUGAUUGCCUCUCUCUCUCUUUCUCUAUCUAUCUUUGUUUUGGUGCUGUGCAUCUUGAUUUUCAAGAUGGGUGUACUGAAUGUGUGUGAACGUGCAGAUUUUAUUUCCGAUGGUGGGG
Molecule: messenger RNA, 3911 nt
Organism: Ahaetulla prasina
Lineage: Eukaryota; Metazoa; Chordata; Lepidosauria; Squamata; Colubridae
Gene: TBC1D24
Product: TBC1 domain family member 24
Exons: 8
Coding region: 207-1898 (563 amino acids)
Source: RefSeq, a predicted model, not a curated record